AUGCCUUCCUCCGCGGCCCUGACACCGGGCCUGUCGUCCUAUCUCAAAUCACUCAAGACCAACCCGAUCGACACCUCCAUUGAUAAUCUGAUCUCACUUCUCAAGCGGAGACAGAUUCGCCAUUCUCGGUCCUGCGCGACUGCUACGGCUUACCUUCUUCUUCGAGUGAUCUCGGCCUGUAGGACCAGCGAUGCCGGCAAGCUGAUUGAGCGGGUGCAGAGCGUGGGACGGCGGUUGAUCGCCGCUCAACCGCGGGAGAUGGUGGUCGGGAACAUUGUGCGACGGGUCUUGGGUUUGAUUCGUGAUGAAGCUGAAGAUGACCGGGAAGGCGAUUUUACCUUGAGCGAGGCGGGCUCCGAAAGCCAGCCGCAGACUCCCCGUGCCACUGAUGACCCAUCGGUCCACGAAGGCUCCGAUCGAUCCUUGUCUCGCCCUCCUUUCCCCACCAUCAACACGACUCCGAUCUCUAUGUUCAACCUGCUUUCACAUCCGGAGCCCCAGCCGUCUCUCCCCGGGACGCCCGUGUCCGCCUCGCCUUCCGGAAGAUUCCCGCCUUACGCGCCGACCAAAGACAUCCGGGCCGAAGUGCUGGAGGGGAUUGGAGAAAUCAUCGAUGAACUGGGUCAGGUCGAUGACCAGAUUGCGGCGUAUGCGCUCGACCACAUCCACUCGAACGAGAUCAUCCUUACGCACACCUCGUCCACGACGGUUCAACGGUUCCUGCUCAAGGCCGCCGCCAAGCGAAAGUUCACCGUGAUCCACGCCGAAUCCUACCCCAACAACCACGAGGCCACCCAUGCCACCGUCAGCGGCAAGGAAACGGGCGACGAGGAGAUCAUGAGCACCGAAUCGUUCCAAAAACCGCUCAUCGCGCUCGGGAUCACGGUCAUCCUGAUCCCCGACUCGGCCGUCUUUGCGCUGAUGUCGCGCGUCAACAAGGUCAUCCUGGGCACGCACUCGGUCCUGGCCAACGGCGGCCUGGUGGCCGCGGCCGGCACCCGGGUGAUCGCCCGCGCCGCCAAGCUGCAUCAGACGCCCGUGGUGGUUGCCAGCGGCGUCUACAAGCUCAGUCCCGUGUACCCGUUCGACUUUGAGUCGUUGAUCGAAUACGGCGACGCCAGCAAGGUCAUCCCCUACGAGGACGGCGAUCUUGUCGACCAGCUGGACGUGCAAAAUCCGCUGUACGACUAUGUGCCGGCAGAGUUGGUGGAUCUCUACAUUACCAAUUUGGGCGGCCAUGCACCAUCAUACCUUUACCGGAUUGUAUCGGACCACUACCGCAAGGAAGACAUUAGCUUCUAA
Aspergillus campestris IBT 28561 is the source of this 1302-nucleotide messenger RNA. RefSeq names its product translation initiation factor eIF2B subunit beta. Gene Ontology annotation, molecular function: translation initiation factor activity; guanyl-nucleotide exchange factor activity. The record is from RefSeq and is a predicted model, not a curated record. Gene Ontology annotation, cellular component: eukaryotic translation initiation factor 2B complex. The coding region runs from base 1 to 1302 and encodes 433 amino acids. Gene Ontology annotation, biological process: translational initiation. The transcript has 4 exons. Lineage: Eukaryota; Fungi; Ascomycota; Eurotiomycetes; Eurotiales; Aspergillaceae.